AUGAUGACAACGACCCUGUCCAGUCUACCAGUUGAGCUGCUGGCUGAGAUAUUCACCCAUUCUCUUCCGCAAUACCAGUCGAAGCCGAAAAUAUCCACCUCUCCGCUGCUUCUCACACGCGUUAGCAGACUGUGGUACAACGUUGCUGUCGCUACACCAGAAUUAUGGUCGACAUUCUCUGUUGAUGUGAGAGCAGAGGAAGAUAUGAUUCCGCUGGCGGCCGUCAAACUGUGGCUUUCUCGCUCACAAACCUUCCCUUUGUCAAUUUCCGUGGACGACUCGGUCUUCGGAAAACCUGAACCACCUCGGCAGGCAUUCUAUGAUGAACUCUGUCAACAUGCGGGUCGGUGGCGGGACGUGACCUUCAAUGCGACAUUCACUAUGAUUUGCCGGCUUAACGUCCAGCAGCCGCUGGAUAUGCUAGAAAGACUGAAGAUGGGAAGCGAUGAUGACCGCCAAUUUGUUCCGGACCGCUCAAUCGCGAUGUUUGCGACAGCCCCGCGGCUACAGGUUGUCGACAUCCUCCUGGACUCCGAUGAGGCUAUCAAUAUUCAAGAAAUCAGCCUUCCUUGGUGUCAGUUGACGACCUUCCGGGGCCAACUUAUCACUACCCAGGAAUGUUUCUUUGUGUUGCUUCAGGCAGCCAAUCUUGUCGAAUGCGAGUUUCGCGAUAUCGUUCUCCAGGGACCCGCCACACCCAGCAAUGCAUCGGUCUCGCGACAUCUGCUGCCCCAUAUCCAAACUCUCCGGCUGGACGGGAGCUUUGCCGAGAAUUAUAUAGAGCUGAUACUGUCACUGACACUCCCCAACGUGAAAACGUUAUCCUUGGGCUCAAAAAAGCAAGUGUACACCGACAACAUCGUCUGGUCAAUCUUCGACAGUUUUUUGUUCCGGUCGGUAUGCAAUUUGACCCACCUUCAUUUCUCCGUGAACAACUCGACAAACGAAUGGGAGGAGCUGGUCGAGCGGCUGCCCAUGUUUCAAAUGCUAGAAUUCUUAGAGCUAUUUUCGUUCAAUGGGGACUGCAACAUCGCGCCUCUAAGCUACACCUUUAAUGUCCUCCUGCCCCAACUCCAGAUGCUCGUCUUCUCUUCCCGGGGGCCUCCCGACAGCAAUUCGAUGGCUAAUAUCAUCACACUUCUUUUCAAACGCACCUCAGUGGCCUGGACGGCGACGCACAAUAAUGCACCUUUGCGCCGCUUUGAAUAUAUCUGGAAGCUCGACAAUGGUGUUGAGCUGGACGAAAAGCUGCCGCGUCAUAUUGAGAAGCUCCGUCGUCGAGGCCUCCAAGUAUACUUCGGCCUAUUCAAAGGCCUCACUGAAGCACUGCCCUUACGACAACAUACCUAG
Messenger RNA from Mycena indigotica, 1350 nucleotides. RefSeq lists its product as uncharacterized. NCBI's taxonomy places the organism in Eukaryota, Fungi, Basidiomycota, Agaricomycetes, Agaricales, Mycenaceae. The record is from RefSeq and is a predicted model, not a curated record. The transcript has a single exon. Bases 1 to 1350 code for a protein of 449 amino acids.